Messenger RNA from Penicillium argentinense, 1110 nucleotides. Its product is annotated as WD-repeat containing protein SWD2. Gene Ontology annotation, molecular function: chromatin binding; protein binding. Gene Ontology annotation, cellular component: Set1C/COMPASS complex. Bases 1 to 1110 code for a protein of 369 amino acids. The transcript has 3 exons. NCBI's taxonomy places the organism in Eukaryota, Fungi, Ascomycota, Eurotiomycetes, Eurotiales, Aspergillaceae. The record is from RefSeq and is a predicted model, not a curated record.
AUGGCGGACAGCCAGCAGCAUACGCCGGUGCCCCAGCAUACGCCGGGAGCUCCUCCCCAGACCCAGAAGUUAUCAGACGUCAUUCACAACUUCAAGCCCUGCAAGAGCUUCCGGAAUUCGAAACCAGAUGCCUCAAACUUCGUGACCUCCCUCGACUUCAACGACCAGGGCGAGCAUAUGGUAGCAGCCUGUGACGAUGAAACGAUUCAAAUUUUUGAUGUCAAGGAAGGCAAACACACCAAGACGGUCCCUAGCAAGAAAUAUGGUGUUCAUCUGGCCAGGUUCACCCACCACCCUCGCCAGGUGCUGCAUGCAAGUACGAAGCUUGAUGACUCUCUACGGCUGCUGGAUCUUCACAAUGAAGGAUACAUUCGUUAUUUCACCGGUCACACAGACAAGGUGACCUGUUUGGCCAUGUCCCCGGGCAGUGACUCCUUCAUUUCAUGCUCCAAGGAUGAUACAGUGACGCUCUGGGAUCUCGGAUCACGCAAUCCUCAGGGAAAAUUGAAACUCGCGACUCCCUACCUCGUGGCAUUUGACCCAUCAGCCUCUGUUAUUGCGAUCGCGUCGCAGGCAACGUCAGCGAUCCUUCUCCAUGAUUUCCGCAAUUACGACAAGGCUCCUUUCGCAACAUUUGACCUGGCUCAACUUGAGGAAGCCUACACCCCCUCAACCCGUGGCCGCGCCUGGACUCGACUCGAAUUCUCCAAUGAUGGAAAAUAUCUGAUGGUGGGGACAGAUUACCACGGCCAUUUUAUCCUUGAUGCCUUUGAUGGCCACUUGAAAUUCUUCUUGGUAGGCAAGAGCGGAUCGCCUGGCCGUGCAGCCCCGAUCUCUUCGACUGGAAAGCCACUGGGACAAGGCGAUGUUUGUUUUACGCCGGAUGGUCGAUACGUGCUUGGCGGCAACGGAGAACAGAAUGAUGUGCUUGUCUGGGACCUGCAGCAGACUGCAGAGUCCAAUGGCAUACUGCAGCCCAUGACUAGAUUGCCUCACCGUGGCCGGACCGCUCUCGUCGAGUAUAACCCUCGUUACAACAUGAUUGCCAGCGCGGAUAAGGAGACCGUGUUCUGGCAACCAGAUGAGCCGGCGAAACCAUCCGACAAAUAG